Drosophila eugracilis is the source of this 1344-nucleotide messenger RNA. RefSeq names its product carbohydrate sulfotransferase 1. The record is from RefSeq and is a predicted model, not a curated record. Gene Ontology annotation, molecular function: N-acetylglucosamine 6-O-sulfotransferase activity. The transcript has 3 exons. Gene Ontology annotation, biological process: N-acetylglucosamine metabolic process; sulfur compound metabolic process. Bases 107 to 1207 code for a protein of 366 amino acids. NCBI's taxonomy places the organism in Eukaryota, Metazoa, Arthropoda, Insecta, Diptera, Drosophilidae.
CUUUCAUCGGCAUUCAUAGGAGCAGAGAACCUUCUGCCAGAUAUCAACUUCAGACUCAUUUGAAAAUUAUUAGUGUUGGGUUUGGGAAAAAUUAUAAAUUUUAGUCAUGCAGAUUUCGAGGACUACCAAAUUCACUGGCGUUUGCGUGGGUGUCUACAUGAGCUAUGUCCUAUUCAUAUUCUAUCUGUUGCCCAUUCUUAUGCCGGAUCCGGUCACCCUGCAACGGUCAGUCCUGGCCUACAAGACGCGUCACCUGGGCGAGCUGAGCAACUUCACCCUGGAAACUGGCGGGCAGCCUAUUCGUUCUAUGCUGGUCACUUUCCGGGGAUCGGGUGCCCUGACCUUGCUGGACAACCUGGCUCACCAGCCGGGCUGCUAUCAGCACUAUGCUCCUCUGAUCGCUUACGAGAGUCGCUCCACGUCGGAGCUGGAGCAAGGUCGGGCUUUGGAUGAGCUAGAGGCUUUGUACAACUGCAACUACAAUAAGUCCGAGAAAAUGAUCCUCAAUGGAAUGCGAUCUCCGGUCUUCCGCCGGUUCUACGGUGCUCAGUACAAGAUCUGCCUCACGUACAGCCAGGAGAUCUGCUGGGAUCGGGAAACGAUGGCUGCCAUCUGCAAGCUCCAUCCGUUUAUCAACAUGGCGGUGUACAACAUGCGACUCAAGUAUCUAGCCACUCUUUUGGAACGCCAAGAACUGAAUUUGCGAAUCCUGUUGAUGGUCCGUGAUCCUCGGGGCACGAUAUACUCCCGAUUGAGUAACAAUUGGUGCACGACUGAAAAGGAUUGUGAAGCGGAAGCCCUUUGUAGUGACAUGGUUAGUGAUUAUCAGGUGGUUGAGACGCUCACGAAAUUUUAUCCCCACCGUUUCAGCAUCAUACGUUAUGAGGACUUGGUCUUGCACCCUGAAGAAAGUAUCAAGUUGGUAUUCGAUUUCUACGGUUUGCCGCUGAGGCAACCCAAGACAAGCAUUCGAGGAAUUCAUCCUCGUAGUGGUCAGGGUGUAGAGUCCAUAGGGGUGGACCUUCGAUUGAACUAUAACAACCAGCCCGCCUACGACUGGAUGAGCAAAAUGAAAGUUAACGAUAUAAAAGCUGUUCAGAAAGUGUGCGGCGAGGCCAUGGACUUGUGGGGUUAUCAUUCGGUCCAGGACUUCAAAAACUUUUCGCCGGAAACAUUUGAACCAAUUAUGGGAAAAACUAUUGGCUAGUAAAUGUGGCAGGAUCAGAAUCUUUUUUUUGGGAGUAGUUUCUAGUUACUUGGAAAUUUAAAUCGGUUAGUUGUAUUAUUAGGUAAUACUAAGUGGACAUCAUCAUGAAAUAAAUUAUUUUUUAGCGUAAUAACAUA